GGGCAGGAGAAAGAGGUGGAGGAAAAGGAAGCUGAUGCUGAUGCCACGGUUGGAUGCGACACGACCGAUGCUGUGUCUGGAGACCCUGAACCUUCAGCGUCCAUGGAGGAAGAAAGUCUUCCAUUAAGCAACCGUAUGAAGAAGAAAAUGCAAAAGAAGACUUCCUACCAGAAGACAAAGGAGGAAUUUGAGGGAGUCAUAGAGAAGCGGAAAAAAAAGAAAGAGGAAUACCUGAAGAACAAACAGCAGAGAGAAGAAGCAAUUCAGAAAUACAAACAAAAAAAGUUGGAGACAUUUCAGAUGCUGAGCAAAAAGACUAAGAAAGGACAGCCAAAUCUGAACCUCCAAAUGGAAUAUUUACUUCAGAAGAUCCAAGGAAAUGACAAAUGACUGCUUAAAGCUUUAAGAUGGGCAGUUAUGAAAAGCUUCCAGUUGUUGACAGAUUGGAACUUUUUCAUAUUCUGUAUAAAAUAAAUAUGCAUUGUUUUGUUGCUAAACAACAUUACACUGCUAAACAGUUUUAUCUCAGACCACAAGAUGGCAUUGUAAGAUGUGAAAUUUUUUUUUUUUAAUGAAUAAAUGCUUUAUGAAUGAACAAUGCAUGAUAUUUUCAGAAAACUGAUAUAAACCAAAUGCUCUGAAAUAAACAGCAUUGUAGCUGUAAAUUAGUAAAUUUUAAAUUUGUUAUUGUAAAUCAUGCAUCAUCCAUUUGUUAUCUUAGGAUUGAAGCCCCCUUGAUAAUCAAUUAUUUUUAGAGUGACUUUAAAAGUCUGCUGCUACAUACAGAUGAUUUGUUGUGUUUCACCCAGGUUGACCGCUCAGGAGAGUUUCCUCUGCUGCUCUCUGAGCGGUGGGUGGGCACAGCUUGUAACGCCUCAGGCCGCUUCCUCAUGACAUCACAUGGUUGCAGAAUGACUUGAACAUUCAUCUGUGAGGCAAGACCUCCUAAACUCAGAUCACGGGCAAUGUUGUGUUGGUUUUGAGAGGGAGAAAAGCUUUAGGGUCUUGUUCAUGCCAUUUUUAAAAAGAUAUCUGCAGCUAGUUUUCAGCCUACACGUUAUCAGUGAGCCCAUCGUCUGAUGCUGCUUCCUGCUUCUGUUGUCAUGAAGACUGCAAGGGCCCCGGACUCUUGACUGGCACUGAAGUGCACGCUGCUUGCACCGAAACGGUGCCACUCAAGUGUCCUUAAGAGCCCGCCUGUCAUGGAGGAGGAGGGCAGGUUGAACGGCGUGGCUCUGAGCUCUGAGAGGAGGGGUUCGGACUGGGGUCGCAUCACCCUGUUGGACAAGACCAAGGAGUUUUUCCAGAAAUGCGACGUGGAGGGACAAGGCUUCAUCACCCGCACCGAUAUGAGGAGGCUCCACAGAGAACUGCCUCUGUCUGCAGAGGAGCUGGAGGAUGUUUUUGACUCCCUGGAUACAGACCGUGCAGGUCACCUCACACUGGAAGUCUUCUCCUCUAGAUUUAGUCAGUUCCUCCAUGGCCGGAGAAUCUCUGUUACCGAUGACCAGAAUCAAGCCUCCGGCCCGGUCUUUAAGGCAAAGGAAGCUCUUUACCAAAGCCAGUGGGAAGCCAAGCUGUCGGGGGUUGAGGAUGAGGAAGAGAGACAUUUCAGUAUGCUACUGGAAAGUCUGGGAGCCAGUAAUGUCUUUGAGGAUCCAGGAGAGGUGCGCAGCCUUUGGGCCCAACUCAGGCGAGAUGAGCCUCAUCUGCUGUCCAAUUUUGAAGAAUUUCUGGCCAGGGUCACAUAUCAAAUCAAAGAGGCGCACCAGGAAAAGAAGGAGAUGGAGAGCGCCCUCCAGAGGAAGGCUGCCACACAUGACAGUGAGAUUCGCUAUUUGUAUGAAGAGAUGGAGGCUCAGAUCAAAAAUGAGAAAGACAAGCUUCUACUGAAGGACUCAGAGCGCCUUCAGUUACGCAGCCACGACCUGGAGCACCAGCUGCUGUCAAAGGAGCGGGAGCUGGAACACAUUUUCCAGAAGCAGAAACGGUUAGAGCUCCAAUGCCACCAUCUGAACAGUGAGAAGCAGGAGAGCCACGUGGAAAACGUCAAGCUAAAAAUGACCAACGAUGAGCUGUCCAGGGCGUUGGAGAGCACCAGCCAGGAGCUGGGGCUGGCCCAGGAGCAGCUGACCAUGCUACAGCAACAGGCGGCCCAGCUGCAGCAGGAGAAAGAGAUGCAAGUAGACGCACUGCUUGUAUACCAGGAAAUGUAUAGAGUAACUGAAGGACUGCAGAGGGAGAAGCAAAGUCUAAUGAAGCAACUUGACCUCCUCAGAGAAAUGAACAAGCACUUAAAAGAUGAGCGAGACAUUUACAGCGGUGUGCCUCGAACCUCACUCCGAAAGAAGCAGAAGCAGAGGGCCGGGCUUGCCGACCUAUUUGAUGACCCAAGCCUCCCAGCAGAAAGAACCGCACUGUUGGUGGAUGGGUCCUUCCAGUCUCUGGAAGCUUUGCCCACAGAGCACCUUCAUAUCGUGUUUGUUGCUUCCUCCUCAUGCAGUGAAGAUGACAUGCUCACCCCUUCCUCAGCCCUGACUGCCAGCUCCCCUGCUUGUCAACAAAGACCUCCGGUGAAAAAAAACUCACAUUUAGCCAACGGUAACGAGAGCCCAGCCCAACCCAAACUGCACGACACGAAGAUGAAGGCCAAAAAAGCCCCUGCCAAAAUGGCGGUGACCAAGAAGAUGACGGUGAAAAGCAGAGAAAGGGCAAAGAGAACGGAAACUGGAAGGAAGCCCGCAGGAGAGGAGGAGGUCCUGGAUGCCCCGCCAGACGGAUGGCCCCUCCGGCGGGUCAUCUCCAUCGAGGAGGACCACCUGCCGCACCUGCUCCACGGGGGGCCGCAGCCUUUACUGCACCAGCUCAGUGAGGAGGAAGACGAGAUGGACGACGAAGCCAAGAGCGAGGCUGAAUCUAGUGUCAGUGUGGCCGAAGAUGUCACCGUUUCAACGCUGUCCAGGCAAACUCUGGUGUCCACUGAAACUCUUUCUACGAGGAGGUCCUCCUCUUCGAGAGCAAAGAAGAAACCGUUGUCUCCAAGAGGACAGCCUGUCGGGAAGGAGACUCAACAAAGGGUGAAAGAAAGAGCGCUGUUUGCCCCAGACCGUCUGUUUAAGGUUGUCCUGGUUGGAAACUCCAGCGUUGGCAAGACUUCCCUGCUGCGCUCCUUCUGUGAAGGCCGUUUCCAGCCGUCAACAACUGCUACUGUGGGUAUUGACUACAGUGUGAAGACAUUAACCCUGGACAAUAUGCAGAUAGCCAUGCAACUUUGGGACACUGCAGGUCAAGAAAGGUACCGCAGCAUAACCAAGCAGUUCUUCCGGAAGGCAGACGGCGUGGUGGUGAUGUAUGAUGUCACAGUGGAGGAGAGCUUCAGGGCUGUGCGACCGUGGAUCAUCAAUGUCCAGGAAGCAGCUGGUGAAGGGAUACCCAUUCUCCUGAUUGGUAACAAAAUGGAUAUGGAAAGAGAGAGGGAGGUGCCAUUUAAAGAUGCAGAUCAGCUGGCUUUUGAAAACAAGGUGAUGUUCUUUGAGGUCAGUGCCUACACUGGCAAGAAUGUAACGGAAUCCCUGACUCUUCUGGCCAGAGUGUUAAUGGAGCAGGAAGACAGGGUGAGAGACACCACAGUCAUCCUCAGUGCUCAACCUGUAAAGAAAAAAGCCUGCUGCAAGUGA
Molecule: messenger RNA, 3677 nt
Organism: Menidia menidia (Atlantic silverside)
Lineage: Eukaryota; Metazoa; Chordata; Actinopteri; Atheriniformes; Atherinopsidae
Source: the annotation of a GenBank genome assembly